UGGAGUGGGCGUGUCCGGUAGUUUGGCGGGCCCUGGGUCCCAUUUGACAGAUGGCUGUUUCCGGCAAUAUCGGCCUCGGCUCUAAUGGCAGCCAGAUGUGAAGAUGGCUCAAGAGGAAAUGGAUGUGGAUUUUCCAAGUUUAUUGGAUCCCAGCAGUGACCUCCAAUCAGAACAGCCUCCUGGACAUGUGCCAUUCCCACCUCCUGCACUAUACUCUGAGAGCUCAGGAGAUUCAAUUCCCAGCCAUGAGGAUCAAAAUGAGGUGAUUAUCCUGGACAGCGAUGAUAACGCCUCACGACUGGCUCCAUCUAACGCAUCAAAUGCUCUGCAGAUGCUCCAAGGUGCUCUCGAGCAACUGCGCCAGGCGGCCGAACAACGUUCUGCUCUGCAUAACUCUCGGCCAAGGAGGACUACUAGACGGCAACAAAGGGGAGGGUCUCACCGAACAGCUGGUACUAGCUCCAGAGCUAGCCUUGCAAACUUCUUCCAAAUGACCAGAACCCAGCCACCAGUUGCAGCUGCUGCACCGAGGGUCUCUGCGCAGGGUGGGGACAGCUCUGAUGACACAGUGGAACUGAGUAAUGAGGAAGAAGAAAGUUCAACAGAACUAGAUGAAGGGGACCAGGUUCCACCUCCAAACCCAGCUACUGAGGAGCUCCACAUAAACUCUGGAGAUGCUGAAGCUACUGUAAGAUCAGAUUCUGUGGCCGAGAACGGGAGUAUAACCUUACAAGUACCAGUUGCAGACAAGCCGAAAACCCCGAUAAAGACCAUCUCUGUGCCUACUCCGCGUUCUCCAGAAGAUGAUGAAGGGGACACAUGUGCCAUCUGCUUUGAUUCGUGGACGAAUGCUGGCGAGCACCGGCUAUCUGCUUUGCGGUGUGGCCAUCUCUUUGGUUUCACAUGCAUUGAACGGUGGCUCAAGGGAGGAGCUGCUAAGUGCCCGCAGUGUAAUAAAAAGGCAAAGCGUUCAGAUAUUGUGGUUCUGUACGCCCGAACACUAAAAGCUGUGGAUACUAGUGAGCAGGAGCGCCUGAAGAGUUCCCUGGACAAGGAGCAAUCAUUACGGAAGAAGGCGGAGCUGGAAUCCGCACAGUGUCGCCUGCAGGUCCAGCUACUAAAUGACGAGUGCGGGAAACUGCGCAAACACAUUCAGGAGUUAAAGAUGCUGAUUGCACAGCAUGGUACCACCUCCUCCCAGCAGCCCUCCUGCUCCCGGGCCUCUAGCUCACUCUCAUCCAGCCAGAUCCAGAGGAAGUAUAACUUUGAGAAGGCAAUACUGAUCUCUCAGAGCGGAAACUGCAGGGUCAUGUCUUUCUGUGAGAGUCUGGGCUGCCUGGCUGUGUCCCAGCCAUCCCCACAGACAACGCUUAUUCCAGGUUGUGGGAUUAAGAAGCUGAGUGCAGUGAAUAUGAAAAGCAGCCAAUACGUCCCCAUUCACUCCAAGCAGAUACGGGGCCUGGCGUUCAGUAACCGGACGGAUGGACUGCUUCUAUCUGCCGCUCUCGAUAACACAGUAAAGCUGACUAGCUUGCUAACCAACACUGUGGUGCAGACCUAUAAUACCGGAAGGCCUGUCUGGAGCUGCUGCUGGUGCUCUGACAAUACGAACUAUGUUUAUGCAGGUCUCAUUAAUGGCUCGGUGCAAGUAUAUGACCUGCGCGAUACCAGCCAGUGUGUGAAGGAACUGGUGCCGCUGGGCUCCAGAUGUCCGGUGGUGUCGCUUUCGUCUGUACCUCGCGCUGCGUCGGAAGUCUUUCCUUGUGGAGGCGUGCUAGCUGGGACUCUGGAGGGGGCAUGUUUUUGGGAGAUGAAGGAUGGUCAGUACCGUCCUCACCUCCUCCCUUUGGAAACUGGAGGCUGCACAGAUAUCCAAACUGAGAGCAGUACCCGUCACUGCCUUGUCACUUACCGCCCUGGGAAAACCCACAACUUCCUCCGUUGUGUGAUGAUGGAGCUGAUCAGUAAUCGUCUGACAGAUUCAGAGGAUGAGUACAGCUGCUCCUGUUAUCCAGUACAGACAUUCAAUGGUGGCCCCACCUGCAAACUGCUCACCAAGAACGCCAUCUUCCAGAGUCCUGAUCGGGAUGGCACUGUCCUGGUGUGUGCAGGAGACGAGUCCUCGAACUCUGCCAUGCUGUGGCAUUCAGGAACCGGCUCGCUAGUCCAGAAGCUGCAGGCUGACCAGCCCGUGCUUGAUAUCUGCCCCAUUGAGGUGAACCAGAACAGCAUGCUGGCCACAUUAACCGAGAAAAUGGUGAAAAUCUACAAAUGGGAGUGACUCAUAAUUUAAAUCAAUAAAGGCUCAGAAAAUGGAAAAGCAAACCUCUCCGGAUCCAGAGUGCUGCUACAGUCACAGACCUGGAUUUGUGCUGGUCGGGAGCUGCGUUUUAUUCCUAUCUUGGGAUGGACACCACCUUUUCUAUUCUGGAAAGCGGCACAUUCUCUCGGCAGGGACAGCCUACAUAAACACUAUUUUGGCUUUUCAGAUUGUGCUGGGGUGACAAUGUAUUACUGUGGUGAACAAUGUCUUUCAUAUUGUACAGUCCGUAUAUUUUCCUAUGUGUUAUAAACUGUGUUUACAUGUGUCUUUUUUUUCUGUCAUUUUGUCUGCAUCGCUUGUGGAUAUUUGUUUGUCUAAAAAAAAAAAAAAUGUUCUGGGCAAUAAAGAAUUUUGUAUUUUUA
Molecule: messenger RNA, 2685 nt
Organism: Pelobates fuscus (common spadefoot toad)
Lineage: Eukaryota; Metazoa; Chordata; Amphibia; Anura; Pelobatidae
Gene: RFWD3
Product: ring finger and WD repeat domain 3
Exons: 13
Coding region: 104-2281 (725 amino acids)
Biological process (GO): protein ubiquitination; interstrand cross-link repair
Cellular component (GO): nucleus
Molecular function (GO): protein binding; ubiquitin-protein transferase activity
Source: RefSeq, a predicted model, not a curated record